Molecule: messenger RNA, 2433 nt
Organism: Osmia bicornis bicornis
Lineage: Eukaryota; Metazoa; Arthropoda; Insecta; Hymenoptera; Megachilidae
Exons: 1
Coding region: 1-2433 (810 amino acids)
Biological process (GO): proteolysis
Molecular function (GO): aspartic-type endopeptidase activity
Source: RefSeq, a predicted model, not a curated record
AUGGUGGGUCAUGAUUCGAGUAAGUGCCCCUCUAAACAAUCUUGCUUAGCUUGCAGUGGACGUCAUCACACUCUGCUUCACGACGCGCUCAAGACAACGUCGUCAUCCAGCAAACACGGCUCUAUGGAGGCGAUGCCGACGGGAUCUUCAUCUUCGCUUCCGGAAGAACCCUGCUCAGCGACUUCGCUCUCCUUGACGGCCGGACCACGCUCAGCCGCUCUAUUAGCAACAGCCAAGGUGAAAUUGGAGGCACCAUCAGGCGAAGCCCUUGAAGUCCGAGCGCUGCUGGACACGGGCUCCGACGCUUCGCUUGUCUCCUCUUGGGUGGUUCAGGCCCUUCGUUUGCCACGGCGGGCGGUAAGAGUUGCCAUCUCCGGCGUCCAAGAAAACCAGAACGGGGUCUCUACAGGCGAGGUCUCCUUGGUAGUACGACCCCGCCAUCCGUCCGGCUUCCGUUUGCCGGUUCGGGCCUUGGUGUUGCGGAAACUAACGUCUUUGUUGCCAGCCCAUCGAGUCACCCCACAACCUUGGCCACACCUGAAGGGUCUUCCGUUAGCGGAUCCAGAAUAUGGCGUGCCGGCUCGCGUGGACCUCAUCCUGGGAGCAGAUGUCUGUGGAGCUCUCUUCGCGGACGGCACUCGAACGGGAUCACCAGGAACGCCCACGGCGAAGCUUACACCCUUCGGCUGGGUCCUUAUGGGAACCACAUCUUCCGCCACAGCUCAAGAGGAGGCGCAUACCUUCCACUGCCGAACCGAAGCUAACAUCGGUCCGCUGCUCCAGCGUUUCUGGGAGCUAGAGGAAGUCCACGACCGCCCCCCAAUGUCGGAAGAAGAGGAGAAGUGCGAACGGCACUUCAAGGGGACCCAUGCACGAAACAAAAAUGGACGCUAUGUGGUACGCCUACCUUUCGUACGGGAGCCUGCCGCUUCGCUGAAGCCUUCCAGGACAUCCGCGCUGAAGCUCCUGCUCAAUUGCGAACGCCGAUUAGCCUCGAACCACGCAUUAAAGGAUAAGUACGGCAAAUUCCUGGAAGAAUACCUGUCGCUGCAGCACAUGAAGGCAGUCCCGGAAACGGCCAAGGAGGAAUCGGCGUAUUAUCUCCCGCAUCAUGCGGUCGUCAAGCGGCACGACCCUACGGCAAAACUACGGGUCGUCUUCAAUGCCUCCUUCCGAACCGCUUCAGGAUACUCGCUUAAUGAUUGUUUGUCCGCAGGGCCGAAGCUCCAAGCAGACCUCUGGAUGGUCUUGACACGGUGGCGUAUCUUCAAGGUCGUUUUCACUACAGACGUGGUGAAAAUGUUCCGUCAGAUCCAGGUUCAUCCGGAGGACACGAAAUGGCAACGGAUUCUUUGGCGAACUGGUCCGGAUGAAAGAGUGCAGGACUUUCAACUCACCACCGUAACCUAUGGAACAGCCUGUGCGCCCUUCUUGGCCUUGAGGGUGCUCAACCAGCUGGCGGAGGAUGAAGGGGACCGGUUGCCACUGGGAGCGGCCGCCAUUCGCCGGCACACUUACGUCGACGAUAUCCUUGCUGGAGCAGACGACGUCGACGAAGCCCUGCAAGUAAAAGGCCAGGUCAUUCAGAUCUUCCAGGCUGGCGGAUUUAACCUGAGCAAGUGGGCGUCGAACGUACCAGAGUUAAGGGAGAACGGCGCCUCCGACCAGCACCUCUUCCAGGAAUGGCCAGGAAUCGCCACGUUAGGGGUCAACUGGGAUCCGACAACCGACUCCUUCUCGCUUCGGGUCGCGCCUCAGGCGGACUCCCCACCGGCAUCAACGAAGCGGUCCAUACUCUCCGAGGUCGCCAGCCUUUUCGACCCCUUGGGUUGGGUGGCCCCGGUGCUGGUCACCGCAAAAAUCCUGAUGCAGGAUCUCUGGAUCUUGGGCGCCGACUGGGAUCAAACUCUUCCUGAGGACAUCCAAACACGUUGGCAGACCUUCAGGCACUCACUGGACCAGCUGGAGGCUAUCACCAUACCACGCUGGAUCUUCACUUCUUCCAAAAGCCAACCAAACCUGGAGCUUCACGGCUUCUGUGAUGCCUCCCAACGGGCGUACGCAGCGGCGGUCUACCUGCGAGUUGAACACGAAGGCCAGGUCAGAACUUCGCUGGUGGUGGCCAAAACCAAGGUGGCCCCGGUCAAAACCGCAACCAUCCCGAGACUUGAGCUGUGUGGCGCCUCUUUGCUGUCCAAACUAAUGGUUCGGGUCAAGGAGGGACUCGACCUACCUGUCAGGAUGCAGGCGUGGACAGAUUCCAGCGUCUGCCUAUACUGGAUCCGAGGACACGCCUCACAGUGGAAGCCUUUCGUAGCCCAUCGGGUCUCCGAUAUCCAGUCCGAGCUUCCACCGACUUUUGGAGACACGUGGCAUCAUCGGACAACCCGGCAGAUCUGGCCACACGAGGGAUCUCUCCAGCUGACCUCUUGA